This is a messenger RNA of Epinephelus fuscoguttatus (brown-marbled grouper), 943 nucleotides long. It is a transcript of the gene epgn, whose product is annotated as epithelial mitogen homolog (mouse). Gene Ontology annotation, biological process: positive regulation of mitotic nuclear division; epidermal growth factor receptor signaling pathway; positive regulation of cell population proliferation. The record is from RefSeq and is a predicted model, not a curated record. The transcript is spliced from 5 exons. Bases 94 to 573 code for a protein of 159 amino acids. NCBI's taxonomy places the organism in Eukaryota, Metazoa, Chordata, Actinopteri, Perciformes, Serranidae.
GCUCGGAGCAUAUAAACUCAGCAGAAGCCGGCUGGUGAUCACACAGAAGGAGUUGAGCUGAGAACAUCAGACAUAACGCCGACAGACGACAAGAUGUUUGCACAUAGACAGACAUACCUGGGGAAGGCCUUCCUGCUGCUUCUCCUGAUCACAGCAGGACGAUCCGCAAUGCUGAGUAACAACCUCCCAACCACAGCAACUCCCACUGUGUCGAUCUCAUCUCUGACCACACAGCUCAACAACAGCAGUAUGGAGGAACCUCGGGUCGAGCGCUCACACAGAUCCUGCAGAAGUGAACAUGCAAAGUACUGUGAAAAUGGUGGAGAGUGCAUGUACCCUCAAGACAGCGACGAACCCUCUUGCAUCUGCACGUCCUCGUACAGCGGGCAACGUUGCCUGUUCUACAGUGAUCACGCUCGCACUCUGCCUGAGCUGGAGCAACUGAUCGGCAUCAUUUUUGGGGUGGCCAUGUUCAUCAUCGUCCUGGGCAUCUUAAGUUACUGCUUUGUCUAUAAGAGGUGUAAAAAAUCAGCACCGCUAAUAAAAUCUGCAGCGUCCGAGACGUCAGUGUGACCUCCUGCAACUCAUCUGUUUAUCAUCAUCUUCACCGCUGUCAUCACCAUUAUCACUGUUCAUUAAACACAAACCAUAACAUUUCAUCACACUGAAUAAUCCACAGCAUUGGAAAUGAUCUACAAAGCACUUAUGAGACUGUAUUGGAUAUUUGAUGUGUGUAAAGAAGACCACUAUUUAACAUCAUUCAAACAAUUGAGGAAAAACUAAACUGUGUCUAUUCAUGUCAAACAGGUUCAGAUAUGAUUCACUAAAUUAUCCGUGAAAGAAUGAGAGAGAACAGAUGACUAUUUAUUGUAAUGUAGCAAUUAACUUAUUUCAAGUGUUCAACUUUUUUAUUUAAAAUUUUGUAAUAAAUUCAGAAAAUUAA